UAAAAUCCUACAUUAACAUUGAUUUAUUCUGUCAAGGUUUGACCGAAAAACAUUAAAACUAGAAUUAACAACAGCUACAUUUUCUUGGCCCAAUUUUGUGUUUCAGUUAAGACAAAAUCAUCCAGCUAAGUCCAGUCUUUAAUUUAAUACAUUAAAGCUCAAUACACAGACAGACAGAUGCAGUGGGUGUGACGUCUAUUUAAACAUAAAAUAAAGAAAAUGUCUUACAAAUUCGUAGGACAAACUUUUAACAUCCUUUAUUGUUCCUAGAAAGAACAACAAAGACAAGAAUUAAGCAAUUAUUGAUGCGCCCACAUUGCAUCAUCACGCAAGGUGCCGUAAUAAAAUUCCCGAAGGAAUUCUACCCCACAUCGGGUUGCAUAAUAGCCGUGACAUGUGUCUUAAGAACUAGUCUGACCAACUAGCAAUUAGUUAGGGCUAACCAGUCUCACUAUUUUGAUUUAAAAUCGACCAAUCCACCUCUUUAUGUAACAUAUCCUACUUAAAGUUAUGAUCCGUCAGAAAAAAGAGACCUGAUUUAUUUUUAGAGCUAUUGUCUUAGAAGUUUAUGCAAUCGGCCUCAGGUAACACAUGAAAGUGAAAAUAAAAAGCUUUGUAUUUAAACAACACCGGAAACAAUUCGAAAUUACCACCGACAUGAUCGUGUAAUGACAUCACUAAAUACAAAACAAAACAAAUACUUAAAUAUUUUCUAUCACUCCCAACUAUUAAAUCUAAUCUGAUAUAUAUUGUAUGAUACCUAAACGAAAAUAGGUCACUUGUCAUAUUAAAGUCAUAUUUUUGUGAUAGACCGUUUGCUAAAAUCAUCCUAUGUAAGGGACCAAAAUAUAACCUUAAUACCUUUUAAUAAUGACUGAGUAAGUUCAUGUCACAGUUUGAAAUCAAUAACUGAAAUCAAAAAGCUCCUAAUCUGCAUUCUCAUGAAUUGCGUCUAAAAGGGCUGGUUAUAAAAAUCCCUGUUGGACUCAAGGGAAUUGGUGAGGUAAUAUCACUCUCAUUGAUGUUUUCAAGGUGAGAUAAUGAAAGAGUUGCACGUGACUACGUAUUUCACUUUCUUCUUUUGAAAAUUCCUGCCGGGCUUCCCGCCUCCUACAUGGAAUGCAAAUUUGCAUCUAUGAGCGACCAACAGCUCUUGAAAACAACAAUCGGACUUCUACAUAAACUGGGUCAUAGGAAACCUUAUAUGAAAUGUUAUAGGGAGGUGGGAAUAACUUCUUUUGAUCUCUCAUCGAGCCUUCCAGAAAAGGCGCAAGAAAUGCAGCCAGCACUGAAGAUAGCAUUCAAUCACACCUUUGAGAUUUUUAAGAAGAAAAGCCACGGCCACUGGAAUUCUACUGCCCUCAAUGAUUUAAUGACGUUCCUUCACAUGCAAAAUAAAACAUAUGAAAAUUCCAAGGUAAGCUCUGAACUUGAGACGCUUGAGACGCUGGUCAAAAACUUUAAGAAGCUCGAUCAGUUUCUCACAGAGCAGAAUUUCAGCAAGUGCGCGUGGGAGAUUGUGCGCAAUGAGAUUUUGGGCGUCAUGGAUACAUUCAGAAAAAAACUGUGAACUUUUAAUUUAUAAUAAUUUAAUUUAUAUUAUUUAUGUUAUUUUAUUUAUUAAUAGGCUAAUAUUAUUUGCUUCCAUUUGCACUAUUUGUAAAGUGAGUAAACGAAUGUAUAUGUACAAAUGAAUGAAGUUGCAACUGACUAAACUUCAUGGUUCGUCUUAGACUGACCAUACAAUGAAGAAAUAUAAUGAAUGUAACCUGGAAAUGAAUGUAUAAUUUAAACAAAUGUUUUGGACAAAUAAAACAAUGUGCAAUAUGUAAAUGUCACUUUUUUUUACAAUAAAUAAAAUGUCAAUGUAAACCUGCAGUGUCUCUUAAAUCGUUAUUUGAUUACACCAUUUAAUAUUCAGGGAAGCCGGGGCAAGUUUUCACACUGUUCAUUGUUAAAUCUAUUUUGGGGUAGUUUUGUCAGACAAAAAAGUUUGUUUUGUUUUACUUAUGUGACAACUUUCCCGUGACCCGCUCCGGUCUGGCUAGGCUACUUAUAAUGUAUAAUAUUGUUUAAGGUUUGAACGCUCUGGUUUUGUGCAUUAUUCCGUAGAAAUGUAGACCGACAGCUGUGAUCGAAAGCGAUCAAACGAGAUAGGUAUCGAUGAGUAAAUUAGCGGACGAAACUCGCAACCCACUAACACGCAGAUGUUUUCUCCCCAUCACAUUCUCACUUUUUUGGAUAUAAUACGCUGAAUCAAUAUUGUAUACUUCUCUAAAACACACUGAUUAAAAUUGGGGUGCAGUGAAAACAAAAAUUCUCGUCUGCUCAUUGUUUUAGUGGUAUGCAAAGGAAAAGCUGGCGUCUUCAAAGCUUAGUCGAACACACGGUACACAGCAGAAGAAUAAUAAUUCAUUAAAUACACUCUUUCUGUGCCAUUAUCGCUCAAUAUAAAUUGAUAACUUGUGUAAUUAAUUGAUUGGCUUUCAUUAUUGGAUUAUUUUUUGAUUGUCAUUGAUGGA
Misgurnus anguillicaudatus (oriental weatherfish) is the source of this 2522-nucleotide messenger RNA. Its product is annotated as interferon alpha-5. Gene Ontology annotation, molecular function: cytokine receptor binding. The record is from RefSeq and is a predicted model, not a curated record. Gene Ontology annotation, biological process: defense response. Gene Ontology annotation, cellular component: extracellular region. Lineage: Eukaryota; Metazoa; Chordata; Actinopteri; Cypriniformes; Cobitidae.